AUGAAUUUAAUCGCCAUCAUCGGAUUAGCAAUUCUCACUCUCCUCCUUCUACUCUAUUUAGUGAUGAGAAAUUAUGAAGCCAAAGUCAUUGGUAAAGUUCAAGUCGUUGGUUUGAAAACAAACACUCACCAUCCUUCUCAUCAUGAAACACAAGAGGAUCAUCAUGCAGAAGAGAGAGAACUGAACGGAGGAGGAGUCCUCCGGCCCACCCAUCAUGAUGAUGAUCAUAAUGACACUCACCAACCGCUAUUAUUGAAAAAGAAGAAGAUUACUUUUCAAACACCCGAUCCUGUUCCCGUUAGCGAAUUGGCCCAUUACAAUGCUCUUUGGUGUUUACUCGUGAAUAUCUUUCGGUACAAUCAAGCCUCAGUACAAACCUAUGAACGAGCCUUUGCUCUUCAACACUUUCGUCCACAUUUUGGUUUCGUUGGCAAGAUUCCAGUGGUCAUAUUUGCCACACCGAGUGCUGCCCGAGUGUUUGUAACGAAAUGGAAAGAGGUUGCAAAGGACAAUACAUUGGUCUUUACGGAAGAUAUGCACAAGUUCUUUGGAGUGAAUGUGGUAUUCUCAAAUGGUGAUGAGUGGAAGAGACAGAGAAAAGUUCUUGACCCUUCAUUCUAUAAUAUUGAACGAUUUACUCAGACAUUUGUUGAGAAUGCACAAAAAACCAUGUCCUUAUUGAACAAGUUGUUCCAAGAUAAGGGAAUUCAGGAAAUUGAAAUUUCUCCUUCUGAUGUGACUGCAAGAAUGGCACUUGAUGUGUUGGGAUUAACAAUAUUUGGAGAAGAUUUUGAUUACUUGUCACAAUUAGUUCCCAAUCACAAAUCUGCAUCAAAUGAAUCAAACAAAAAAGCACUCGAUGCCUAUCAUUAUGUCAUGAACAAUAUUGGAAAUGCAGCGAGAUUAUUUAUUGGCAAGCCAUACACGUCCUUACCUUUGGAAAGCAAUGUGAAAAUGGAUGAAUCCAUUGAAGUGUUUCAACGAUUUUUAGAUUCUAUUAUUGAGAAGUGUCGAAAACAAAAAGAUGACAAGAACACACUUCUUCAUUCCAUGAUUGAAGCUGUUGACGAUGAAGGUCAUGAGACCACAGCUAGUGCAUUAGCAUUCUUAUUUUACUCUCUUGCCAAGAACCCUCAAGUUCAAGAAAAACUCUAUGAAGAAAUUGUGAGCACUUUCUCAUCAGGAGAGGACAUUUCGAAUUACAACAAGCUACAAAAUAUGACAUAUUUAGAUUGUGUUUUGAAAGAGAAUAUGAGAUUGUAUCCUCCUAUCAGUCAACUUCCGCCAAGAAUUUUAACUUCGUCGCAAGUGAUUGAUGGAUACAAAAUUCCAAAGGAUUUUUUGGCAAUUUUGAACAUUUAUGCCCUUCACAGACAUCCUGAUGUGUGGGGAAAAGAUGCAGAAGAAUUCAAACCAGAGCGAUUUUUGGAGAAUUCAUAUCCUCCAUUCUCGUAUCUGCCAUUCUCGCUGGACCAAGAGUGUGCUUGGGCAAACAAUUUUCAUUGA
This is a messenger RNA of Naegleria lovaniensis, 1506 nucleotides long. RefSeq lists its product as uncharacterized. NCBI's taxonomy places the organism in Eukaryota, Heterolobosea, Eutetramitea, Acrasida, Naegleriidae. The record is from RefSeq and is a predicted model, not a curated record. The transcript has 6 exons. Bases 1 to 1506 code for a protein of 501 amino acids. Gene Ontology annotation, molecular function: monooxygenase activity; iron ion binding; oxidoreductase activity, acting on paired donors, with incorporation or reduction of molecular oxygen.